Panonychus citri (citrus red mite) is the source of this 3068-nucleotide messenger RNA. Its product is annotated as guanine nucleotide-binding protein subunit alpha-13-like. Gene Ontology annotation, molecular function: G-protein beta/gamma-subunit complex binding; GTPase activity; guanyl nucleotide binding. Gene Ontology annotation, cellular component: brush border membrane; heterotrimeric G-protein complex. NCBI's taxonomy places the organism in Eukaryota, Metazoa, Arthropoda, Arachnida, Trombidiformes, Tetranychidae. The record is from RefSeq and is a predicted model, not a curated record. Gene Ontology annotation, biological process: adenylate cyclase-modulating G protein-coupled receptor signaling pathway; Rho protein signal transduction.
ACUGAGUGUUGACACAUUUCAAGUUGAAUAUCGAUCAGAAAAAGUUAACAAUUUCCAAUAAAUACUUAAAUUGUGAUUAAGCUGAACGAUAUGAAGAUGCUAAGUAUUGGAUUGAUUUAAGUUACAAUCAAUCAAAGUGAUUAGAUUUAUGAUUAACAAGGAGAUGAAAGUAGCAACUGCUCAAGUCUCUGCUUUGGACAAGUGAAAAACCAUCGCCAAUGAGUUUUGUUUGUUAACAAUAAGAAUCUAUUCUAAAUGUGAUUAAUUGAUUUCCAUGAUAACUGAACAACACUUUGAAUACCUUUCGAAAUAUUCAAAUUGUUUCGUCACAAUUGUCACUCGAUUUCAUUUCUCCCUCUUUUCCUUCUUCUUUUCCCUCUUUUUCCCCUUUUUUCUUUUUUUCUCUUCCUUUCAUUUCUCAUAACAGCUGAGCCACUUUGGAGUUAAUUGUUAUCAAGAGCUUCUGUCACUUCUUUUAAUUGUAAAUUGUUAAUAAUUUAGUUCUUAAUGUUCACAAUUUGGAAAACAUCAAAACUCAACAUUUGAAUCCACCACCGAGUCUUUUUUUGCCUUCACUUUGUUACAUUGAACAAAUUUGCUGGUCUAUUGAUACGCUAAUCAUUAAUGGAGAUGGUGAUUGUCUUUGUUAACUAAUCGCCAUUUAAUUUUAAUUUAAUUUAAUUUAUAUGCUCUGAUCACCAAUGGCCAAGUUGUUUUCUAUUUUAAAUCCGAGAGAAAAGAUUCUUUUUCUUUCUAAUCUAUAAUUAUGUUCUUACCUUAAUGAUGACUUUUAUGAUGUCAUUAAUUGAUUCAUUGAUUGGUAUAAUCAUUUGAUUGUUGAUAAUGCCUGUUAAGUGGAGCCUUGAUUGUUGCCGUUCAAAAAAAAGCUCAGAAGAUGCUGAGGUAAAUCAAAGGAGUAGAGAGAUUGAUAAGCAAUUAGCCAAGGAAAAGGCAAUCAUGAGACGUGAAGUUAAAUUGUUACUUCUUGGUGCUGGUGAAAGUGGUAAAUCAACUUUCUUAAAGCAGAUGAAAAUUAUUCAUGGAUUUGAAUUUGAUCGUAAUCAAUUGGAGGAAUAUCGGUCAAUCAUCUUCUCUAAUGUUAUCAAAGGAAUGAAAGUGCUACUUGAUGCCCGAAUUAAGCUGCUUAUCCCCUGGACAUCAGAGAUCAGUCAAUCUUUAGCUGAAUCUGUUUUCUUCAUGGACGAUAGCUUUUCUCUUGAUCCUCAAAAUUUUUGUUCAAAUGCUCCAUUGAUCGAGAAACUUUGGUCCGAACCAGCCAUUAAAACGGCAUUUUCAAGACGAUCCGAGUAUCAGUUGAGCGAUUCAGUGAGAUAUUUUUUUGAUUGCCUACCGAAAUUAUCUAAACCUGAUUACCUUCCAUCAACCUUGGAUAUCCUUCAUUGUCGUAGAUCCACCAAAGGAAUCGCUGAAUACCGAGUAACAAUUAACGAUGUGCCCUUUAGAUUUGUUGAUGUUGGUGGUCAACGGUCACAGAGACAGAAAUGGUUCCAAUGUUUUGAUUCUGUUACCUCAAUUCUUUUCCUGAUAUCAUCAAGUGAAUAUGAUCAGGUACUUUUAGAGGAUCGACAGACUAAUAGAAUCAUAGAAUCACUGAUGAUUUUUGGUACCAUCGUUAAUCACAAGGCCUUUUGGGAUGUUUCUAUUAUCCUAUUUCUCAACAAAACCGAUUUACUCAAACAAAAAUUGAAUUCUCUUCAAGCAGCGAUCAAUGCCAAUGAAAACAAUUCAAGUAACAAAAGCUCAUUGAAAGACUCAAAACACCAAUUCCACCAAAAUCAUCAUUCCAGUCAAAAUAAAAGCCAAUCUUCAAUAAAUCUGAAAACCUACAAAGAUUAUUUCCCUGAUUUCGAUGGAGAUCCGUUUUCAAGUGAAAGUAUCCAGAAUCAUAUGUUAACCAUGUUCAAAAAUAAACGAUUGGAUGAAAAGCCAAUUUAUCAUCAUUUCACCACAGCAAUUGACACAGAAAAUAUAAAAUAUGUUUUUAAUGACGUUAGGAAUACGAUAUUACAGAAAAAUAUAACGGCUCUCAUGUUAAAUUAACUCAAUUCUUCAGAUUAAGAGGAUUAUCUAAUUUACAAUCAAGUGGAAUUAACUGAAACUCAAAGUGAAUUAACAGCAGUUGUUUUCGUUUAUCGCCAAUUAAUCUGUUCACUGAUUGUUAUUAUCGAUACAAUUUUCUUUAAAAUUCAAUUUAAUUGAUUCUACAAUUUAUUAAUCACUCUUCCUACUGAGGAUGUGGCCAAUCAAGAAAUUAUAAUCAAGGAAAUUGGAAUCUAUUGAUAUAAUUCUAAACCGAUAAUAGAAUAUUGACUUUCUUAACUACUUACGUUCCAGCAAUCAAAUUGUUACAAUUUAAUGAUCUCUCCAUUGACCUUUACAAUUGCCAAACACCUUCAGCUAUUCCUAUAAUAAUCGUGAUUAACUAAUCAACACCAAGAGCCAAAUCAAAUAAUUACAAAGAUUUCAUCUUGUUAAUUAACCAAUUGCCAAACUCUCCAUCAAAAUCAGAUCAUUUAAUUGUUAUUUUCUUCAAUUACAAUUUAAAUUUACCAUCGGUGCCCUGUUCUUAACCGAUCGACACAAGUAAACACUCAAAACAUGAUGUUUUAUUAUUAAUUACAAUUAAUGAUUACAAUUCCAAGCAAUUUACCUUAAACCAUUAUCUUAAUAAUCCACAACUUUUGCAGUUAUUUUAUAUUAACUCAAUUAACUUUUGACAUAAUUGUUGGAAAAAAUUUUCUACUUUCAUUGAAAACCCUUUUAAUUGUUAAUCAAACAAUCAAGUACAACAAUUAACUCACAAAAAUUCACAAACAUUAUAACCCUCACUUUGUAAAUUAUUGAUUUUACCUUAAAGUUACAUCCUUGAUAAUUUUACUUCCAAACAAUCAACUAAUCAAUUAUUAUUUACAUUCAAACUGUAAUGUUGACUUACCUUUUUUGUUGUGUCGAUUUUUUUUUCGCAAAUCAAAUUAACAAAUUGCUCAAAAUUAUGAGAAACUAUAAACAUGACAAAAAAAAACUUGAAGUUCUAACAACAAAUCAAA